Molecule: messenger RNA, 2194 nt
Organism: Salvia miltiorrhiza (redroot sage)
Lineage: Eukaryota; Viridiplantae; Streptophyta; Magnoliopsida; Lamiales; Lamiaceae
Product: maltose excess protein 1-like, chloroplastic
Exons: 10
Coding region: 577-1806 (409 amino acids)
Cellular component (GO): chloroplast envelope
Molecular function (GO): maltose transmembrane transporter activity
Source: RefSeq, a predicted model, not a curated record
AAAAAAGGCCAAUGCUAGCGCAACUCUGUUUCCGUGACAUUGGAUAGCUAAGGAGGAAAGUCUAAAAAUUGUGAGCCCUAAUUUUCUAUCUUUCCCAAUUCUUUUUCCCCCAAAAAUUAAAUGAUAUGUCGUGAAUCUUGAGAUAUUUCUGCAAGAAAAGCAGACAAAGCACAUUUUGCGUUAUCGAACCGUUUGUUUCCUUCCAAAUUCGUACAGCGCACCCACAGCGAUAGCUCGGGAAAUUAAAAACAAAAAAUUACAAAAAAAUAAAAUAAAAAAUCUUUGACACAAUAUCACUUGAUUUCUGACACAAAUUCAAGAAUCUGGGAAGAAGAUGAUGCAUGUCAGAGAGCAGUGAUCAUCUUAUUUCUAGCGGUUUUAUGUAUCUGUUUUUUAAGCAUCUGCAAAGCCCAAUUUGGAUUUCAGACAUCAAACCUUAGCUGGGAAGUUAGGAAGUGUCCAAUUACGAGGUUGAUUAUUGUGAAGUUUCUGCUAUUGUGAGUGUAAAAGUGAUCAUUUAACUCUCACUAUUGGGAGCACCACAAAUAGAGGAUUGUGAUUGCAUUUUCUUAAUCAAUGGCGGGUUCGUUGAUGCUAUUGGGAAAAAUACCAUUGCACGCAUCUAGACCAUCAAUCAAGUACUCUUUCUGUUCUGACCGACAAAGCUUGGAGUUCGUCUCAGCUCCUUGGAUACACUUGAGACGAGGUGUCAAGAGCAAGCUUCCCUCGAAGGAGGUUCUUUUUCCCGGCCAAUCAGUCUAUUGUUAUAGGGGCAAGACUGUUUCUUGUUCUAGCUCGGAUGAUCUGCAUUUGAGCAGUCAGGAAUCAGUCGAAGUGAAAAGAGGCGAAGGUUUUCAGCAAUGGGAUUCAAUGACAGCAAAGUUUGCUGGAGCUGCAAAUUUCCCAUUCUUGCUGUUGCAGCUGCCUCAGAUCAUUCUCAAUACACGGAAUCUUCUGUCGGGGAACACUUCUGCGCUUCUGGCCGUUCCGUGGCUGGGUAUGCUUACAGGAUUGCUCGGAAAUCUUUGUCUAGCCUCAUACUUUAUUAAGAAGAGGGAGACUGAAGCAGUUGUAGUGCAGAGUUUAGGAGUGAUAUCGACGUAUGUAGUAUUGUUGCAGAUGGCUAUUGGUGAAGCUAUGCCUCUCCCUCAUUUUGUUGCGACUUCUAUAGUGGUCGCCUCUGGUCUGACUUUGAACUUUCUGAAAUAUUUCAAUUGGCUCCACCCCGAAAUCUGGCGCUCUUGGGAAGACUUCGUUACAGUAGCUGGGCUCUCUGUCCUUCCACAAGUCAUGUGGUCAACUUUCAUUCCUUAUGUGCCGAAUACUGUCUUGCCUGGGACUAUUGCCUUCGUCACCUCUCUGGUAGCUGUCCUUAUGGGUCGCAUGGGCAAGCUCUCUGAUAAAGGUGUCAAAAUUCUUGGAUCAAUACCUGGGUGGACCGCUACUCUUCUUUUUAUGUGGAUGGCCGUUGCACAAAUGUGGACAAAUCUUCUGACUCCCGACAACAUAAAAGGUUUAUCAGCCGUGUCAAUGCUGCUGGCCAUGAUUGGCAAUGGGCUUAUGAUUCCACGUGCACUGUUCAUCCGGGACUUCAUGUGGUUUGUCGGAUCAGCGUGGGGAUCUGUCUUCUACGGAUGGGGAAACCUUAUGUGUUUGUACUGCUUCGAAUGUAUCAGUCCCGGAUUCUACAUAGCUUCGACUGUCUCCUUCCUCGCCUGGAUAGCGAUCACAUUUUGGAGGGAUUCACAAGCAAAUGGUCUCAGUUCGCCCUUCAUCUCGUUGAAGGAGCUCGUUUUUGGACCUUGAUCAUCCGUCAUGAUGCUCGUUGUGACAUGUAAUGGGGACUGUGCAUAAAAUAGUCAAACUACUCUUGCAACUCUCAGAGGAAAGAGUAGAUACGCCAAGAUUGAAACGACGCCCUCAGCAAAAGCUUUCGUGUGUUUGAAAGGUCGUUUUUCAGCAGUUCUUCCUUUUUCUCCGCCUUGCCUCGCCUCUUCAAAAUGAAGUUGUAGCAAAGACUGCUCAAAUUAGGUACGAUGAUAAUAAAUCCAAUCGUAAAUUUCAAUUCUCUAGUGUAAAUUUCCAUGAUUCUAGUUCUUGUUUUUCGAUUUUUCGUUUGUUUGUAAACUGGGAGGUUCAAGUUUACACAUAAUAUUCUGUAGAUGUUGAUUUCUGCGAAUAAGUGUUAAGUUUA